Molecule: messenger RNA, 1581 nt
Organism: Linum tenue
Lineage: Eukaryota; Viridiplantae; Streptophyta; Magnoliopsida; Malpighiales; Linaceae
Source: the annotation of a GenBank genome assembly
UUCACUUUUCUUCCCCAGGAACUCAUCCCUUUAAACUCAAAAAAAUGCACCUCCCACGCACCGCCGCUGCCGCCACGACGGCCCUUAUCAUCAUCAUCCUCACCGCCGCCGUCGACAUUCUGGUCAUCACAGCUUCCCCGAACCAGCAGCUUCCCAACUUCACCGCCGUCAUAAUCUUCGGCGACUCCACCGUGGACACCGGCAACAACAACUACCUCCCCGACGCCGUGUUCAGAGCCGACCACCGACCCUACGGCGAGAACUUCCCCACCGGGCAGCCGACGGGCCGAUUCUCAGACGGGAAACUGCUGCCCGACUUCUUCGCCAGCAUUCUGGGGAUCAAGCAGCUGGUCCCGCCGUUCCUGCACCCGAACCUGUCGGACUCGGACAUCCGAACCGGGGUGUCGUUCGCUUCGGCGGGGACAGGGUACGACGAUCUGACGGCCACGAUUGCUCAGGCGAUCUCGAUGGACGAGCAGGUGGAGAUGUUCGAGGAGUACGUGGCGAGGCUGAGGCGCGUUGUGGGCGAUGACGCCGCCAAGGAGACGGUCCACGGAGCGUUGGUGGCGGUCAGCGCCGGAGCCAACGAUUUUGUCGACAACUACUAUGACCUGAUGACGAGGCGGCUGGAGUUCGAUUUGAGCGGCUACCAGGAUUUCUUGCUCUCUAAGGUCCAAAACUUGGUCAAGCGGAUUUACAACAUGGGAGGGCGUACAAUCGUGGUGGGAGGUCUGCCACCAAUUGGGUGCCUGCCGAUUCAAAUGACGGUGAAGCUAAAAAACCCGUUUGAUCGAAGGUGUGUGGAAACUCAGAAUCAGGGUUCCCAGUCGUACAAUGCGAAGCUGAAGAAGCUGCUCGCCAAAUUGCAGUCCUCGCUUGCUGGGAGUACAGUCACUUAUUCUAAUGUCUACGACCCAUUGCUGGACAUGAUCACCCACCCAAGCAAAUACGGUAACGUGUAUUUUAGGCGCAUCGAUCACUUUCUACAUAUAUCGAAUCUUGAUUUUACUAACAUGAGACGUUUGCGGAAGUGGCAGGGUUUGUGGAGACGAAGCAGGGGUGCUGCGGGAGUGGGCUAGUGGAGAUGGCAGCGCUGUGUAACGAAGAAAGUCCAACCUGUGGGAAGGAGAUGGCAUCUAACUAUGUUUUCUGGGACAGCGUCCACCCGACCUCCACGGCGUACCAAAUUUUGGCCACCAACCUUUCUCAACAGCUCGCUUCUGCUCUCUCUUCUGCCAGCCCACCCUCAUCGUGAUCGUAGAUAGGCUGCCAUUCUAAAUUGUCAUUGUUUGUUUAUUAUAUUCAGGACAUACAUACUCUUCAGGUCAAAGGUUCGGAUAUGAAACCGACAAGAGGGAGAGAGAGAUGCAUUAUUCGCAUGCAUAAGGAACUAAUUGUCAUUGAUAAAAAAAAAAAAAAGAACUUGUCGUGAUUGUGUCAUGCAAGGUAGUGGAUUAGUGGAAACAACAGAAAGGCGCAAUGUGAAAUUGAGUCUUCAUUAUGUGCGUACGACAAUAAUUCAUGGAUAUGUAUAAUUAUCAGCCGUUGAGUCAAACUUUUGAAAUAUGUGUGUGAUUUUUC